This is a messenger RNA of Cygnus atratus (black swan), 2484 nucleotides long. It is a transcript of the gene PRNP, whose product is annotated as prion protein. The record is from RefSeq and is a predicted model, not a curated record. The transcript is spliced from 3 exons. Lineage: Eukaryota; Metazoa; Chordata; Aves; Anseriformes; Anatidae. The coding region runs from base 210 to 977 and encodes 255 amino acids. Gene Ontology annotation, cellular component: membrane. Gene Ontology annotation, biological process: protein homooligomerization.
AAGGGGAAGGAGGACGCUGGCCAGGCUGUGCAGCUUGUGCUCAGCAGCCGGCUCCUCCCUCUCGCUAUUUAUUCCUUCCCCCGUCUCUGCGGCCGGGACUGGAUCAUCCAGAGCCGAGCAGGCGGUGGCUUCUCAGAUCAGUCACAUCAUAAAUAUUAUCUCUGAAACAGAGAAAGCAGCUACUGAGACCAGGCACCUCACCCCCAGCCAUGGCCAGGCUCCUCAUCACCUGCUGGUUGGUGGCCCUGCUCCUUGGUGCCUGCACUGAUGUUGCCCUCUCCAAGAAGGGUAAAGGCAAACCCAGUGGGGGUGGCUGGGGCACUGGGAGCCACCGCCAGCCCAGCUACCCCCGCCAGCCCGGCUACCCCCAAAAUCCUGGCUAUCCCCACAACCCGGGGUACCCCCACAACCCAGGGUACCCCCAUAACCCAGGGUACCCCCACAACCCCGGCUGGGGAUACAACCCAUCCAGUGGAGGAAACUAUCACCACCAAAAGCCGUGGAAACCCCCCAAGACCAACUUCAAGCAUGUGGCUGGGGCAGCAGCAGCAGGUGCUGUGGUGGGGGGCUUGGGGGGCUACGCCAUGGGGCGCGUCAUGUCGGGGAUGCACUACCACUUCGACAGCCCCGACGAGUACAGGUGGUGGAACGAGAACUCAGCGCGUUAUCCCAACCGGGUUUACUACCGGGAUUACACCAGCCCUGUGACACAGGACAUGUUCGUUGCUGACUGCUUCAACAUCACAGUGACUGAGUACAACAUUGGCCCCGCUGCCAAGAAGAACGGCUCGGAGGCUGGCCCAGGGGCAAACCAAACGGAGACGGAGCUGGAGACCAAGGUGGUGACGAAAGUGAUCCGUGAGAUGUGCGUGCAGCAGUACCGCGAGUACCGCCUGGCCUCGGGCAUCCGGCUGCACCCUGCCGAUGCUUGGCUCGCCCUCCUCCUCCUGCUUGCCACUCUCUUUGUCAUGCACUGAUAGGGUGUCGCACCCCAGCCCUGCAACGGUGAGAUGUCUUCAUGUCCCUGAGCCCACCCGAGGGGUUCCCCUCCCCCGUCCUCACUUUGUCCACCUUUGGUGAAGAGCUGUCAGGGUGAGUGGGCACUGAUGUCCCCCACUGCCUCCCUACAGGCUCCAACUUGGGCAACCGUGAGCAAAUUUUGCCCUGUCCUGGUUGUGUCAGGACAGCUGCCAGUGAUGGAGUAGGAUGCCCAAAAAACAGUCGUCACCACCUCCUCCUCCUCCUCUUUGGGGUCACCCCAAGAGUGAUGGGCCCAACAGAGAUGGGCUUGCCCAGCCUUCAUCAUCCCUGCAAGAGCAUUUCUGAAAAUCCUCUUUGCUAAGAAGCAGGGUUUUACCUAAUCUGUUUAGCAACAGCAACACCAAAACGCCUUUCCCUGGGACAUGCCAGUGUUGCAACUCUGAGCAUGAAUGCUCAGCACUCUUGCAUUCCGUGGGGUUUUAUGGGUUUUGGGGUGCUCCAAGCAAGACCCUGGGCUGCUGGGUGUAGUUUUAACCCUUUAAUCCCCCCAAACCACCUUCACCAUGUACAUAGGAACAUAUCAAUGCUGCAGCUGGCAUGCUGCAAAUACCUCUUGCAGCAACACCCCACCCCAAAAAAAGUGGGUUUGGAAUAGCAAUGCUGAAGCCACAGCUGCUUUCCGAGUCCCACCAGGGCUGGGUUUGGAAUAUCACCCCGCACCACUAUGCUUUCAGCUGAGCCUUUCUGCCUUUUGUAGCCUGCCCAAAGGAGGCAAGUGUGAAUACCUGAAUGCCCAAGAAAAGCCCCCCAAAGUAACACCUGCAGUUAGAGCCCGAGAAAAUGUUUUUCUUUAAGUGCUAUGGGUGUUGAGUGCAUCUUGCGCGGUCAGCCAUGGAAGCACGGUCAUCAUUUGCCAUCAGCACUGUAACCCAAAGGAUGCGAAAAUAUAUCCAAAGGGAUUCCCAGGGGGAUCAGUCACACAGGGAGGGACUUAAAUCAGCUAAACUGGACUGAUACAGCAAACAGCACUGAUAAAAUGAACCCUGAGGAACUGGCGAUGCUGGAAAACCACCUUUCACAAAUAAUUUGACACACUCAUGGCACAGCUGCCAUGGCAAUGGCAGCUGAAACUAUUGCUUCUUGUGCUUUGGUUGAUGCUGAUUUGUAUAUAGCCUGUAGCAUAUGUAAAGUUACACUUGUCAAGCUACUUACACCGCAUAGAUCUGAUAUUUAUCAUGUAUUUUGGCACUGAAUGCCCCUGUUGGCGAUAUCAAACCAUUCUAAAUGAUUUUUGCAUCAGUGUAAGCUAAGUGGAGAUACACAUAAACACAGAGCAACAAAAUCUUUCGGGAUAUUCACUGCAAAAGCAGGACAUGGAGUUAACAUGUACUUUGUGAUACGCGACUGUUUUGUAAAUUUGUAACAGCGCAUGCACUGCAUUUUACCUUCCAAUACUUUUCUAAGUGUUCGACAUCUGGUGCAAAUUAAAACAGGUGAAGCGAA